Aureobasidium uvarum is the source of this 424-nucleotide messenger RNA. The record is from the annotation of a GenBank genome assembly. Lineage: Eukaryota; Fungi; Ascomycota; Dothideomycetes; Dothideales; Saccotheciaceae.
GACCGGAGCGCCGUAUUUUUCAACCACAAGACAAUCAACAAAAACCGACGCAGAGAUGGCCCCCAAGAAGACUAAGACCUCCGACUCGAUCAACUCGCGCCUUGCGCUUGUUAUGAAGUCCGGCGACACGCCAACAAUCUGCUAUCCAGUGCUGACUUCCUGCGCAGAANAGGUCACCCUCGGCUACAAGUCCACCAUCAAGGCCAUCCGCUCUGGAAAGGCCAAGCUCAUCAUCAUUGCUGGCAACACCCCUCCUCUCCGCAAGAGCGAGUUGGAGUACUACUCCAUGCUCGGCAAGACCGCCGUCCACCACUUCAACGGCAACAACAUUGAGCUCGGUACCGCCGCCGGUAAGCUCUUCCGUUGCUCCACCAUGGCCAUCAUCGAUGCCGGUGACUCCGACAUCCUCACCGCCUCCGUCGCA